UAUGGCCUGAAAAAGUAACGUUACGCUUACAUUAGCAAAUACAGUACAGUAGCUAGCCAGUUGGCUACAGUAGUACUAGUAUGUACUCUAUGGGUAGCCUACUCAAGCGAAUGGCAUGCUUUAGCUAGCUGCACUGUCUAUUGUAACUCAUAAUUCGUUACGGUCCCUUUCAAAUGGAAUAAUUAUUUAAAAUCGAUACAUCUUUCCUUAAUACAAUAACCCAUGAACCUUGUGCUUGGCGUGUUAUGAGUCUAACUUCUCUAGCAAGCGAAGUAAUUCUUGCUUUAGUGUCAUAUAAAGUACAUAUGAAGCCUGUUUCUUCUCCAAGACCUCAGGGGGCAGGACGACGGUGUGGUUUGUGCCUGAACUGAUUGUAUCAGUCUGAAUUUAUCGUCAACCAAAUUGCCUAUAAUUAAUGCCACAGUAUAAUGGAAUUACUUCCUGUGCUCGAUCCUGAGGAGAAACCACGAGAAGGCCUGUGGUAUGCUUUGAUACCCAGAGGAGGAGGCCCAGGAGUUAGUGUGGGCCAUACUUGCACAUAUGUUCCCUGUGAGGAUGGAGGCAAAGGGAAGGUCCUUAUUGUAGGAGGGGCCAACCCUAAUGGCAGCUUUUCAGAAUCUCAUGUAAUAAAUCUGGAUAGUCACGAGUGGGACAUUCCUGAUUGGGAGGGACUGGAGGCUCGGUAUGAACACUGUAGCUUUGUCCCUGAGAGUUAUCCACAGAGCGUGUGGGUAUUUGCUGGGGCACAACAGAAUGGCAACUUUAACUGUGUCCAGAACCUACAAUUUCCAGAUGGUGGGACGUGGAAGAGUGUGGAGGUAAAAGGGAUGCCCCCUUGUCCCAGAACAUAUCAUACUAACUCAGCCAGUGUGGGAAACCGACUGUUUGUCUUCUCUGGAGGUGACUCUGGGGCCACACCCGUCUCAGACGCCAGGAUUCACGUCUUCGACACAGUUUCCUGCACCUGGUCUCAGCCAGACACACAGGGCAUACCUCCACCUGCUAGACACGGCCAUGUGGUGGUGGCGGUGGGAUCCAAACUUUAUGUCCAUGGAGGCAUGGCAGGGGAGAAGUUACACAGUGACAUGUACUCUUUGGACACCGACUGUAUGAAGUGGGAGAAGGUCCAAGCCAAAGGAGACAUCCCCCCGGGGGUGGCUGCCCACUCAGCUGUGGCCCUGGUCAAGGACAUAUACAUCUUUGGAGGAUUGACCUCAGAAGGGGCCAGCAAUGCAAUGUACAGAUUUCAGUGUGACAAAAAGCGCUGGACCCUGCUGAGAUUCGAAGGGGACCUGCCACCCAACAGAUUGGAUCAUUCCAUGUGUGUUCUACCUUGGAGAGUGAGUCCUGAAGGCAGUGAAGAGGGAAACAAGAACCAGAACUCCUCUGGUCCAGUACUGCUAGCCUUGGUGUUUGGAGGGAUGGACACACAUGGAGUCAUACACAGUGACUGUGUUGUAACUGUCCUAACGUGAACUUGACAGCUACUGCUGUGAAAUGCUGUGUGUAUUGGUCUGAACUGUUAUAAAUGGCCAACCAAUUCAGUAAUUUAAA
Molecule: messenger RNA, 1554 nt
Organism: Esox lucius (northern pike)
Lineage: Eukaryota; Metazoa; Chordata; Actinopteri; Esociformes; Esocidae
Gene: rabepk
Product: Rab9 effector protein with kelch motifs
Exons: 7
Coding region: 429-1475 (348 amino acids)
Molecular function (GO): protein binding
Source: RefSeq, a predicted model, not a curated record